CGGGAGCACCGGCGCUGGUUGCCCGGGCCGCGAGCGCAGCGGAGCUGUCAGCGGGCGGACGGGCAGCGGGUGAGGGAGCGGCGAGCCGAGCGCACAGCAGUCGCGGCCCGGGAGCCUGCGCUGCCGCCGCACCCCGGGAAGGCUGCCUUGCCGCCGGCCCGCCGACCGCGGUGGGACGAAGAUGUUCUUCCGCGCCCGGGGGCCAGUACGGGGUAGGGGCCGGGGGCGGCCGGCGGAGGCUCCCCGGCGCGGGCGCUCGCCGCCCUGGAGCCCCGCCUGGAUUUGCUGUUGGGCGCUCGCCGGCUGCCAGGCGGCCUGGGCUGGGGACCUGCCCUCUACCUCCAGCCACCCGCUUCCUCCUUGCCAGGAGAAAGAUUAUCACUUUGAAUAUACGGAAUGUGAUAGCAGUGGCUCCAGGUGGAGAGUUGCCAUUCCAAAUUCUGCAGUGGACUGCUCUGGCCUGCCUGACCCAGUGAGAGGCAAAGAAUGCACUUUCUCCUGUGCUUCUGGAGAGUAUCUAGAAAUGAAGAACCAGGUAUGCAGUAAGUGUGGUGAAGGCACCUAUUCCUUGGGCAGUGGCAUCAAAUUUGAUGAAUGGGAUGAAUUGCCGGCAGGAUUUUCUAACAUCGCAACAUUCAUGGACACUGUGGUGGGCCCUUCUGACAGCAGGCCAGACGGCUGUAACAACUCUUCUUGGAUCCCUCGUGGAAACUACAUAGAAUCUAAUCGUGAUGACUGCACGGUGUCUUUGAUCUAUGCUGUGCACCUUAAGAAGUCAGGCUAUGUCUUCUUUGAGUACCAGUAUGUCGACAACAACAUCUUCUUUGAGUUCUUUAUUCAAAAUGAUCAGUGCCAGGAGAUGGACACCACCACUGACAAGUGGGUAAAACUUACAGACAAUGGAGAAUGGGGCUCUCAUUCUGUAAUGCUGAAAUCAGGCACAAACAUACUCUACUGGAGAACUACAGGCAUCCUUAUGGGUUCUAAGGCGGUCAAGCCUGUGCUGGUAAAAAAUAUCACAAUUGAAGGGGUGGCAUACACAUCAGAAUGUUUUCCUUGCAAGCCAGGCACAUUCAGCAACAAACCAGGUUCAUUCAACUGCCAGGUGUGUCCCAGAAACACCUAUUCUGAGAAAGGAGCCAAAGAAUGUAUAAGGUGUAAAGACGACUCUCAAUUUUCAGAGGAAGGAUCCAGUGAGUGUACAGAGCGCCCUCCCUGUACCACAAAAGACUAUUUCCAGAUCCAUACUCCAUGUGAUGAAGAAGGAAAGACACAGAUAAUGUACAAGUGGAUAGAGCCCAAAAUCUGCCGGGAGGAUCUCACAGAUGCUAUUAGAUUGCCCCCUUCUGGAGAGAAGAAGGAUUGUCCACCUUGCAACCCUGGAUUUUAUAACAAUGGAUCAUCUUCUUGCCAUCCCUGUCCUCCUGGAACAUUUUCAGAUGGAACCAAAGAAUGUAGGCCAUGUCCAGCAGGAACGGAGCCUGCACUUGGCUUUGAAUAUAAAUGGUGGAAUGUCCUUCCUGGCAACAUGAAAACUUCCUGCUUCAAUGUUGGGAAUUCAAAGUGCGAUGGAAUGAAUGGUUGGGAGGUGGCUGGAGACCAUAUCCAGAGUGGGGCUGGAGGUUCUGACAAUGAUUACCUGAUCUUAAACUUGCAUAUCCCAGGAUUUAAACCACCAACAUCUAUGACUGGAGCCACGGGUUCUGAACUAGGAAGAAUAACAUUUGUCUUUGAGACCCUCUGUUCAGCGGACUGUGUUUUGUACUUCAUGGUGGAUAUUAAUAGAAAAAGUACGAAUGUGGUAGAAUCAUGGGGUGGAACCAAAGAAAAACAAGCUUACACCCAUAUCAUCUUCAAGAAUGCAACUUUUACAUUUACGUGGGCAUUCCAGAGAACUAAUCAGGGUCAAGAUAAUAGACGGUUCAUCAAUGACAUGGUGAAGAUUUAUUCUAUCACAGCCACUAAUGCAGUUGAUGGGGUGGCGUCCUCAUGCCGUGCCUGUGCCCUCGGUUCUGAACAGUCGGGUUCAUCGUGUGUCCCCUGCCCUCCAGGCCACUACAUUGAGAAAGAAACCAACCAGUGCAAGGAAUGUCCACCUGACACCUACCUGUCCAUACAUCAGGUCUAUGGCAAAGAGGCUUGUAUUCCAUGUGGGCCUGGGAGUAAAAACAAUCAGGACCAUUCGGUUUGCUAUAGUGACUGCUUUUUCUACCACGAAAAAGAAAAUCAGAGUUUGCACUAUGACUUCAGCAACCUCAGCAGUAUGGGCUCAUUAAUGAAUGGCCCCAGCUUCACCUCCAAAGGAACAAAAUACUUCCAUUUCUUCAAUAUCAGUUUAUGUGGGCAUGAGGGGAAGAAGAUGGCUCUCUGUACCAACAAUAUAACAGACUUUACAGUAAAAGAAAUAGUGGCAGGGUCAGAUGAUUACACAAAUUUGGUAGGGGCAUUUGUAUGCCAGUCAACAAUUAUUCCUUCUGAAAGUAAGGGUUUCCGAGCAGCCUUAUCAUCACAAUCCAUCAUUCUGGCAGAUACAUUCUUAGGAGUGACAGUUGAAACCACAUUGCAAAAUAUUAAUAUAAAAGAAGAUAUGUUCCCGGUUCCAGCAAGCCAAAUACCAGAUGUGCAUUUCUUUUAUAAGUCUUCUACAGCGACAACAUCUUGUAUUAAUGGCCGAUCAACUGCUGUGAAAAUGAGGUGUAAUCCUACUAAAUCUGGAGCAGGAGUGAUUUCAGUCCCCAGCAAGUGCCCAGCAGGUACUUGUGAUGGGUGUACAUUCUAUUUCCUGUGGGAGAGUGCUGAAGCUUGCCCUCUGUGCACAGAGCAUGACUUCCAUGAGAUUGAGGGAGCCUGCAAGAGAGGAUUUCAGGAAACGUUAUAUGUGUGGAAUGAACCUAAAUGGUGCAUUAAAGGAAUUUCUUUGCCUGAGAAAAAGUUGGCAACCUGUGAAACGGUUGACUUUUGGCUGAAGGUGGGAGCCGGUGUGGGAGCUUUUACUGCCGUUUUGCUAGUGGCUCUGACCUGCUACUUCUGGAAAAAGAAUCAAAAACUGGAAUACAAAUAUUCCAAGUUAGUAAUGACGACUAACUCAAAAGAGUGUGAACUCCCGGCUGCAGACAGUUGUGCUAUUAUGGAAGGAGAAGAUAAUGAAGAGGAAGUUGUAUAUUCCAAUAAACAGUCACUACUAGGAAAACUCAAGUCUUUGGCAACCAAGGAAAAAGAAGACCAUUUUGAAUCUGUUCAACUGAAAACCUCAAGAUCCCCAAAUAUAUGAAGAGACAGUGCUGUAGCCUUGAGACUAAUGAACAAAGAAACCUGCUCUAGUUUUACAGGACCAUAUUUUAGGGUCUGUCCUCAUACCUGUCACAUUGGUGACCUCACAGAGGAGGGCCAUGCCGCUGAAAAGGGAAGGAGAUUGAAACAUUUGAUUGCCUUAUCACAUGGUCAAGUACCUUGCCAAAUAAAGGAAAGCAAAUGAUUUGGGUCUCAACUGAAGAUGAAGCUCAACUCAGGAAGAGAUUUAUCUGUAUAUACACAUAACUGAAAACCAAGUUUAAGCCCACCAAUGCACUGCUGAUGCAUGCCAUAUAAUUAAUGGGUAACUUUUAUUCUUUAUAAUGUCUAUAUAACAAGUGUGAUUUGGAGGGCACAUGUGAGCAUAUGCAUUAUGAUCCAAUUUAUGUUUUUUCUUUGUUUAUAUUUUGGGGGAAAUUAAAAAUUUUUUAAGGUAUAUUUUUCCCAUUAUUUAUUUUCCUGACCUUAAAACAGCUUUUCUACUAAAAAAUGGUGAGCAAUGAAGACAAUAAAUUUUUCAUUUUUCCAUAGGGUAUCUUCUCUUGAUUUAAAUUUCAGGAAGAGUUAUCAUGUGCUUGGGUUAUCUAGAUUUAUAAUUGCCUUUGAAAUUCCAUCCUUGUUGGAACUGGUAAGAAGGGCUUGACUGAAAGUUUGAAGGAAUCUAAAAAACAAAAAAGUAAGAAAGGUAAUGAGAAGCGCUAAUUCUCCAUUAAUGCAAACUAGCUGCUAGUAUCGUAGAAGUCGAAUGACUUAAAACAGUUUAUGUAGUGCUCGAAGUAUAAUUAAAGUAAAUAGGAAAGCUUGUCAAUCAAAUCACUGGCAAAAUCAUGAAGAAGAAAGUGAGAUGGUUUGUCUAUAAGUACAGAUGACUGUAUGAAAUACUGGGGUAAUUUCAUGGUCUCCAGAAAAUGUCAGUGGGACUUUUGCUCUUUGUCAAGCACCAGAGGUUAUAUGGUUAUUUUUCUGCUGCAAGACUUUGAGGAUGAUGACUUUCUUAGAAACUUAAAAAAAUCCAAUAAGGCAGGAAUUCAGUUUUGAAAAAUUACAUAUAAUUGUAUUCAUAAUAAGAAUGUGGCUAUUCCAUAAGCAGUUAUGAAAGAAUUAUUGUUCUUAUUCAAAAGUGAUCCAGAUAAUUGUGAUUUUUCUAUGGUGGGCUACUGGUAUUAGCACGACUUGGAUAUUAUUUGUUGAAGGAAGUAUGAAUGAAGUUGGAUUUGACCAAUUUUGUGUAAACCUUAAUUGAUUUAAAACUGAGAAAGAGUGGGGUUUCCUGGCCAUUGCUGAUCUAAGGUGCUCUUAUUUGUUUCCAAUAAACAGUAAUCUUUAUAGACCUUAAUGCAGAUUUUAAAAAAUAGUUGUGAUUGGCUGAGAGAGGCAGGGCAUAUAUGUAGGGAAAUGAUUUGCCCCAAGCAUUUCAAUGAAGUAUGACUUGUAACUUUUGUGUCUGAAGGUGGUGUCUUUAUUUUUGUGGAAAAUGGGAGAAAAAUGAAUAAUUGUGUUUAUUUGGCUGAUUGGUAAUACACUAGACCAUUCUGUUAUUAUUGAAUGAAUGUUUUGUGUAUAUCUCUGCUGUUGCACAUAUGAGUAUAGGUGAGGUUGUCAUUGUUUGCUGUGAUUCAGGGAGGGUGUCACUUUGCAUAAACCUUUUUUUUGCAUUUAAUUUCUUGAAUGUUCUUAUAAAGAAGACAUUAUGUUGGCAUUCUUCAUUUUGAUCCUGCCAACAGAGUGCUUAUGAGCAUUUCCGCAUUUUGAUCAAAAUUUAAACAGAAGAGUGAAAAUACAUUUGAAAUGAACCCUUUCAGAGGAACCCUGGCAAAGCUGUAUAGACUGGACAGAGUGAGAAAGCUUCCACAGUCACCUGUCACCUUUCUCCUCAUCUUCCACCGUGUUCAAUAUGUGUGUUCCAAGCCAUAGAGAUAAUUGGGAUUUGCUCCCAGGUAGCUUCUUUCUUCUCCUGUCACUGGGCUAAAAUCUCUGACAUGUCAAAAAUGCCUUAAAUUUUAAUGAACUCUCUGAAAAUGUAGUUGAUAUUGGAGAAUUUAUUUCUAAUUUUAGAUAUUAAAUAUAUUUUGUCAACACA
This is a messenger RNA of Nomascus leucogenys (northern white-cheeked gibbon), 5371 nucleotides long. Lineage: Eukaryota; Metazoa; Chordata; Mammalia; Primates; Hylobatidae. The record is from RefSeq and is a predicted model, not a curated record.